Sorex araneus (European shrew) is the source of this 5923-nucleotide messenger RNA. It is a transcript of the gene PPIP5K2, whose product is annotated as diphosphoinositol pentakisphosphate kinase 2. Gene Ontology annotation, cellular component: cytosol. The transcript is spliced from 33 exons. Gene Ontology annotation, biological process: inositol phosphate biosynthetic process; inositol metabolic process. Lineage: Eukaryota; Metazoa; Chordata; Mammalia; Eulipotyphla; Soricidae. The record is from RefSeq and is a predicted model, not a curated record. Gene Ontology annotation, molecular function: diphosphoinositol pentakisphosphate kinase activity; inositol hexakisphosphate kinase activity; 5-diphosphoinositol pentakisphosphate 1-kinase activity. The coding region runs from base 468 to 4355 and encodes 1295 amino acids.
GGCGGGCGGGGCGGGGCGCGCGGCUCCUCGCGGUGCGCGGCGUGGCCGGGCUGUUAGGGACACGGGAGAGCGGAGUCCGCGCCGCCGCGCGCCUCCUCGCACCCCGCCCUGCCCCGCACCCAAGGGCGCCCCGAGACCUGCAUGGGCCCGGCCGGAGCCGGCGUGUCGCGGGACGGCCGCAGCCGCGGCAGGUGAAACCAUUGCCUCAUCUGUUCACGGAAGCAAUAGGCCCAUUGUCUCUGCCCUUUAAGCUGCACCAGCAAUGAAGCAAUGAGAUCUGAGAGCGGAAGACUGUUUGCCAACUGUCAUCACAAUUUCGAGUGAUUGUAUAAGCAAAAACAGGCUGCAGCGGAUCUGUAUGGCAGUUACUGUAGCAAGGGAAAGAAUGCCUUCUUUGGAGGUUGUUUACUUAGAUGCAGUUUCGGCAUAGCACAUUUAAAUUGUAGCUGUAGCAGAUGAAAUAAAAAAUGAGUGAAGUCCCCAGAUUCUUUGUUGGGCCCGAGGAUUCAGAAAUAAACUCUGGAAGUUACCGCCAUUUCUUCCACCACGCAGAUGAAGAUGAGGAGGAGGAAGAUGAGUCUCCUCCAGAAAGGCAGAUUGUGGUUGGAAUAUGUUCCAUGGCAAAGAAAUCCAAAUCCAAGCCAAUGAAGGAAAUUCUUGAACGGAUCUCCUUAUUUAAAUAUAUCACAGUAGUGGUAUUUGAAGAGGAAGUUAUUUUAAAUGAACCAGUGGAAAACUGGCCUUUAUGUGAUUGUCUAAUUUCUUUCCAUUCGAAAGGGUUUCCCUUGGACAAAGCAGUUGCCUAUGCAAAACUCAGGAAUCCAUUUGUAAUCAAUGACUUGGAUAUGCAGUAUCUCAUACAAGAUAGGAGAGAAGUAUAUAGUAUUCUUCAAGCAGAAGGUAUUUUACUUCCUCGUUAUGCGAUUUUGAACCGUGAUCCAAAUAAUCCCAAAGAAUGCAAUCUGAUUGAAGGGGAAGAUCAUGUAGAAGUGAAUGGAGAAGUUUUCCAAAAGCCAUUUGUAGAAAAGCCAGUCAGCGCAGAAGAUCACAAUGUUUACAUUUACUACCCAACCUCUGCUGGUGGUGGAAGUCAGAGGCUUUUUCGAAAGAUUGGCAGUAGAAGUAGUGUUUAUUCUCCAGAAAGUAAUGUACGAAAAACAGGUUCCUAUAUAUAUGAAGAGUUUAUGCCUACAGAUGGUACUGAUGUCAAGGUUUAUACAGUUGGUCCAGAUUAUGCCCAUGCUGAAGCUCGAAAAUCUCCUGCACUUGAUGGUAAGGUCGAGCGGGACAGCGAAGGAAAAGAGGUCAGAUACCCUGUGAUUCUUAAUGCACGGGAGAAAUUAAUUGCUUGGAAAGUUUGCCUUGCUUUUAAGCAAACAGUUUGUGGCUUUGAUUUGUUACGGGCCAAUGGACAAUCCUAUGUCUGUGACGUUAAUGGCUUCAGUUUUGUGAAAAAUUCCAUGAAGUAUUAUGAUGAUUGUGCAAAAAUACUUGGCAACAUUGUGAUGCGAGAGCUUGCCCCACAGUUUCAUAUCCCCUGGUCAAUUCCUUUGGAAGCUGAAGAUAUCCCAAUUGUGCCAACCACAUCAGGAACUAUGAUGGAGCUUAGAUGUGUUAUAGCAGUCAUACGUCAUGGGGAUCGGACACCAAAGCAAAAAAUGAAAAUGGAAGUGAGGCAUCAAAAAUUCUUUGAUCUUUUUGAAAAGUGUGAUGGAUAUAAAUCUGGGAAAUUAAAACUCAAAAAGCCCAAACAGUUACAGGAAGUCCUGGAUAUUGCACGCCAACUUCUUAUGGAGCUUGGACAAAAUAAUGAUUCCGAGAUUGAAGAAAACAAGUCAAAACUUGAACAACUUAAGACUGUGUUAGAGAUGUAUGGUCAUUUUUCUGGAAUAAAUCGUAAAGUCCAGUUAACCUAUCUCCCCCACGGUUGCCCUAAGACAUCCAGUGAAGAGGAGGACAGCCGUCGAGAAGAACCAUCCUUACUAUUGGUGCUGAAGUGGGGGGGCGAGCUGACCCCCGCAGGCCGGGUGCAGGCUGAGGAGCUGGGAAGAGCUUUCAGGUGUAUGUAUCCUGGAGGUCAAGGAGAUUAUGCAGGGUUUCCUGGUUGUGGUUUACUUAGAUUGCACAGCACGUACCGGCAUGACCUUAAAAUCUACGCCUCUGACGAGGGACGUGUCCAGAUGACCGCAGCCGCCUUUGCCAAGGGGCUCCUGGCGCUGGAAGGCGAGCUGACGCCCAUCCUGGUCCAGAUGGUCAAGAGCGCCAACAUGAACGGCCUCCUGGACAGCGACAGCGACUCACUGAGCAGCUGCCAGCAGCGCGUGAAGGCGAGGCUGCACGAGAUCUUGCAGAAGGACAGGGACUUCGGCGCCGAGGACUACGAGAAGCUUACUCCGUCUGGAAGCAUUUCCCUUAUAAAAUCGAUGCAUUUGAUUAAGAAUCCCGUGGAGACCUGUGACAAAGUUUAUUCUCUCAUACAAAGUUUGACAUCUCAGAUCAGACAUCGGAUGGAAGACCCUAAAUCCUCAGAUAUUCAGCUUUACCAUAGUGAAACCUUAGAGCUCAUGCUACGCAGAUGGUCCAAGUUGGAGAAGGAUUUUAAAACAAAAAAUGGAAGAUACGACAUCAGUAAAAUCCCUGAUAUAUAUGAUUGUAUAAAAUACGAUGUUCAACAUAAUAGUUCCUUGAAAUUAGAAAACACAAUGGAAUUGUAUAGGCUUUCCAAAGCCCUGGCAGAUAUUGUUAUUCCUCAGGAAUAUGGUAUAACUAAAGCUGAGAAACUGGAGAUUGCCAAGGGCUACUGUACUCCUCUAGUUAGAAAAAUCCGCUCAGACCUUCAGAGGACACAAGAUGAUGAUACUGUAAAUAAACUCCAUCCUGUGUAUUCCAGAGGUGUUCUCUCUCCCGAACGUCAUGUCCGCACCAGAUUAUACUUCACCAGUGAAAGCCAUGUACAUUCUUUAUUAUCCAUUCUUCGCUAUGGUGCCUUAUGUAAUGAGUCAAAGGAUGAACAGUGGAAACGUGCUAUGGAUUAUUUGAAUGUCGUCAGUGAACUCAACUACAUGACUCAGAUUGUUAUCAUGCUUUAUGAGGAUCCUAACAAGGAUCUUUCAUCUGAGGAGCGCUUCCAUGUUGAACUACACUUUAGUCCCGGAGCCAAAGGAUGCGAAGAAGACAAAAAUUUACCAUCUGGCUAUGGAUACAGACCCGCCUCAAGAGAGAGUGAAGGCAGAAGAUCUGUUAAGACCGAUGAUGAUGAACCACAUUCUUCUAAAAAAGACGAGCCUGACCGAGCUAUGAUAUUAUUCAAACCUCUGGUAUCAGAACCAAUUCAUAUCCAUAGGAAGUCUCCCCUUCCCAGGUCUAGGAAGGUGGCCACGAAUGAAGUAAAUUAUUCAAGUAAAACCUUGAAGACUUUUUCCAGCGUCCACCAUCUCCAGGGAGAUCAGAAGUUUGUACUUCCAAAAGACACACAGAGAAAAAGACUAUUCUCUUCAUUUUGUGAAGAGAGCCCCCUGAGCGUGUCUAGCCCAGAGGGCACUGGUACCUGGCUGCCUUAUACCAGUGGUGUGGGUACUGGGCGUCGGAGACGCAGAUCAGGGGAACAAAUCACUUCUUCCCCUGUCUCCCCCAAAUCAUUGGCUUUCACAUCCAGUAUUUUUGGCUCAUGGCAACAGGUUGUAUCUGAAAAUGCUAAUUAUCUUCGAACACCAAGAACUCUUGUGGAACAGAAGCAGAACCCUACUGUAGAUAAAAACUUGAUGUAUUCUGAUACAAUACAUAACGAUGAAGGGCCUCACUGCGCGAGCCUGUUUAGCAGCUCCGUGCUCGGGGCUUCCUCAAGCGCCCCUAACCUGCAGGACUAUGCUCGCACACAUCGCAAAAAGCUGACCUCUGCUGGCGGCAUGGAUGACGCCACACGCGGUUCUGCUGUUAAAAGGUUUUCUAUCUCAUUUGCUCGACACCCAACCAAUGGUUUUGAAUUAUAUUCCAUGGUACCAUCCAUUUGCCCUCUGGAAACUCUUCACAAUGCCCUGUCCUUAAAGCAGGUGGAUGAAUUUCUUGCUUCCAUUGCCUGUCCAUCGAACGAAGUUCCACGGAAGACUCCUGAAAUUUCCUCUCCAGCAUCACGUAUCAGCCCAGUAAUGCGGAGGAAGGUCUCUUUAAAUACAUACACCCCUGCAAAGGUCCUUCCCACUCCGUCCAGCACAGUAAAGGGCCCUCAGGCCAGCAGCAAACCAGCUACCAGUGGACCUUCCAAUAUAGUUAUUCCUAAUACCUCAGCUCGGAAAAAAAGUUCAAGUAGCAAAGCAGAAGUGCAUGAACACAAAAAAACAACUGUGAAAAAGAAGUGACGUCUUAAUAGAAGAUGAAACUCCUUAUGCCUACAUAAAGCUCACGUUCAGUAGAAUAAGACAUGUAAUAAACCUUAACUGCACACUAUCAAUGCAAGCAAUUCGUUUGUCCCUGUGUACAUCUCUGUAUUCAUCAAAAGUUUGUUGACUCUAGAGAAUUCUUUUUAGAUAUAGAAACUGUAACUCACAAUCUGGAAAUAUGUAAAACAGUGUUUACUAUAAGCAUUUUACAAAGAGCAAAAUAUAUGGUGUUAAAGAUCUGUUGUUUUAACCUGUUUACCAUGUGCCCGUAAUAAAGAAAAAUAGUAAGGCCACCAGCCUGUGUUAAUGUGUCUCCAAUAAUGCUCUUUACUGACGGAUGUGUGAGGUGGCCUUUAGAAACUUCCAUUUUCACAGGAUUUCAUUUUGAGUAUAAAAAUCUGUAGGUUAGGUUAAAAUUGGAAGUUUGUAUUGAGAACUUUUGUUGACAUCUAUUUCCAAAGAUAUCUCAUUGACCAUUUAGAUUAUAAACUUUGUCUCCCUGGCUGUUUUAUAUAUGCUGCAAUACUUAAUAACUGGAAUAUUAGCAUACGGCUUAUUUUUUUGAUCUGUCUCUUUUGAAAUUUUUUAUUUUGUGUUAUUUAAAACAUUGCCUAUUCAAGUGGGUUACUGUAUCUUUAUGCACAUAAAUUUGUAUAUUAAUUUGUAGGAAAUACCUUUUAAAAUAUAUUUCCUUAUUAUAAGGUGCUUUGUUUCAUCAGGAAAAAAUUUGCUUCAAUUAUUAGUAAGAAAGAUACUUUCGGAGUUUCUUUUUUAAGAGCUAUAGUUGACAGGUCUGUAAGUGUUGCACAGUACUUUUCGGAGUUGUUUUUAGAUCUAAGGCACUCAAUUCACAAGAGGAAAUCAUCGAUGUGAGAAGAAUAUUUGAAUUCUAUAAUUAAUAGAUACUGUGUUUAGCAUCUGUUUUUGCCGUUUCCAUUCAUAUGUGUACUCAGUUGUAUCAGUUGAUCUCACUUAGAAGGCUUAAAAGUUUGGCAUUUGAAAUUAAUGCAUGUUCCAAGAGAUUGAUUUUGAAAGAAAACUGAGAUUAUGUUAUGAUUUCAUCUGUGUUGUGAAAGAUAUUUAUUUUGUUGGUGCUUUUUCCCCCAACGCACAAAUAAUUAUGAACCACGUGAAAUGACUUAAACUGAAAACUAAACUGUUCAAACUCAUAAGAAUUCUGUGCAUUGCCGGUGAGAAAUUUAAAUUGCUAAAGAUUUAGCUUAAAGCAUAUGUUUAGAAAAAUUAGUUAAUUCUCAUAGGACUGUAAUUAUUCAGGCUCUUUAGAAGCCUCCUAAUAACAAAUCAUAUCUAAACUACUUUGAUAAAUGUGUUACAUGUUAGUUUUAAUAGAUACCUGAUGUAAACGUUGCAAAUUAAUAGUUGCAGAAUUAUAUAAACUUCACAUGAAUGUAAGUGUAUAUGGAGAUAUUGUCAGCAGUUGAAUGUACCUGAGCUUUCUAUAUGUGAGAAUGUCAAUGGCUCAUUGUAGGACUAUGGAAAGUUGUAUUUUUUAAGUGAAACUGAAUUAAAAUAUUUUAUUUCCAGAA